AUGAAUUCCUUACUCUCAAUACUCAGGUCGACGAAAGGUGUUCGAACCUAUGGAUUGCCUAUGCCUACUGUGUUGCAGCUAUUCAAGUGGCUCCCCAAUCAACCAACGGUCUAUGCGGUCCAAAUAACGGUCAUUCAACCUGCGAAGGCACGGGUUUUGGAUAUUGCUGCUCAACCAGUGGAUAUUGUGGAUCAACUGAUAGCCAUUGUGGCCCAGGACACUGUUACUCUGGGAAAUGUGCCUCUAGCAACGGAACGUCCAUUACCCAAGAUGGGAGAUGUGGUCCCCGAUAUCAUGAUUGGAUCUGUGGGGACUCGACUUUUGGGAAAUGCUGCUCUGUCCAUGGAUACUGUGGGAAUACACCAGACUUCUGCGCAGCAGGGAAUUGCUACUCAGGAGCCUGCUACACAGACAUUGGUGGGGCGAGUGUUGAUGGUUCGUGCGGGCCAAGCUUUGCAGGAAACAAGACAUGCACUGGCACUCAUUUUGGUGAAUGUUGUAGUAUUAAGGGAUCUUGUGGAGAUGGGCCCGACUACUGUUCACACGGGAAAUGCCAUUCUGGGGCGUGUCAAGGACCUAAGACGUAUCCAAUUUUUUUAUACAUUGCGUCCCUUGUCGACAUUUUCUAUUUUAGAAUUGCGGAUAUGA
Molecule: messenger RNA, 648 nt
Organism: Microsporum canis CBS 113480
Lineage: Eukaryota; Fungi; Ascomycota; Eurotiomycetes; Onygenales; Arthrodermataceae
Product: HFR-3
Exons: 4
Coding region: 1-648 (215 amino acids)
Source: RefSeq, a predicted model, not a curated record